AUGGUGCGAUUCCACAAGGCCGUUGUUGGCCUUUUGCUUUCUUCCAGUGGCCUUGUGACUGCUGCCACGGAGCCAUGCGCCCAGGUCGCUGAGGAGCAGCGGAAGCAGAAGGCAGGAAACCCAAAUGCUACUAACUUCACCGUCUCGGCGGAGCUCGCUCACGCCUGUCUGACUUCAGUUCCGUUCAAAUCGAACGACUCACUGCAGUUGAUUGACGGCUUGAAGUAUUUCUGGGACUGGCAGACCACCAAGGACUUCCUGAAGAACCCACCACAGGGCUACGCCGUGCCUGGCACUGAUCUUGAGGGAGGAAUUGCAAAGAUUCGCCAAAAGGCAGCCAGCAAUGGAUACAAGAACGAAUUUGAAUUCCAGUUCGAGCUCGAUGCACUUGUGAGAACUGUACAUGAUGGUCACUUCAACCUCGCAAUGGACCUUAUUACCACUUUUGCCUUCACCCGUUCUGAUAUCGGCUCGCUCGUGUCUCUUUCUGAUGACGGAAAGAACCUGCCAAAGAUCUACUCUCUCAAUGACCUCCAGGGUCGAUCGAUGAACGCAUCGGCUCUCAAGACUAUUGACGGGCAAGAUGCCACCGAGUGGAUGAAGAAGUUCUCCUUCAGCGGGUUCUUCCAGGACCCUGAUGCUCUCUAUAACGGCAUGCUUUUUAACCUUCCCCUUACCAGGGUUAGUGGUACUGGUGGAUUCUUCACAAGCCGUGGUCUCUACACCGGUACCAAGAUGAGUGUUACCUUCGAAAACGGAACUACCAAGGAGUUUGGCCAUACCGCCACUUCUACUGCAGACUUCUCUGGUGUCAAGGAUGGCAAUACUUUUUACGAAAAGUUCUGUAGCGGCAAGCAACAGGCUACUGCUGCUUCUCUAACGGAUUACGAGCACACUGCUUUCCGAGACCACCGCUUCCUUACUGCCAACCCGAUAUCUUACCCGCCAUUCCCCUUGGCUCAGCGUACCGUUCCUCCAGUAACCCCACUCCGUGAAUCUAUGGAUGGUGCCGCUGCCGGCUACUUCCUCGAAGGCAAGGAUUCUAAGGUUGCUGUACUUAACCUCCGAUCCUUCGUUGGUGCUGCUGAAAAUAACGAUCCCUUGUGGGACUUCAGCUACACUGUCACCAAGUUCUUGGAAGACUGCAGAAAGGCCGGUAAGGAGAAGCUGAUUGUUGAUGUCAGCGGCAACAGGGGUGGUACUAUUUUCCUAGGCUACGAUACCUUCAAGCAGCUUAAAACACAGCUUCUCCCAACAGGAAGAAUUGAAACUCCUUUCAACCUCCGUGCCAUUGAGCAGUUCGACAUCAUUGGAACUAAGGUUAACUACCUCCUUAAGCACCCCCGCGAUCCAAAGGCCCCAGCUGCAGAGGAGAUGAGGGACGAUAUCUUUGAUACCAACUCCUAUGUUGACCCUAACGGUAGAAAAUACCGAUCCUGGGACUCCUACUUUGGCCCCGAGACCGUUGAGGCCGGGAACUUCAGCCGCCUUGCCAUCUGGGACUUCCAUAAUAUCCCCAUGUCCCUUAAGGCUGGCGGUCUGGUUGUCUCAGGCUACGGUAACCGCAGCCAUGUUGCCCCCCAGGCAUUCAGAAAGGAGAAUAUCGUCCUCGUUACCGAUGGUAUCUGUGCCUCCACCUGUGCUAUCUUCUCCGACCUAAUGAACCGCAAUGGUAUCAAGUCUAUUGCAGUCGGUGGACAGCCUCGCACAGGUCGUAUGCAGGCUGUUGGUGGUGUAAAGGGAACCCAGGUGCUUACCUUCCGUGAGCUCUGGAGCAUUGCUGAGUUGGUUAUCAAGAAGUAUUCCACCCCACGCGAGCAGCGCGAGUUGGAGAAGACCCAGCUCGGCCAGAUGUACAACAAGGGCAAGUAUGUGCUGUCCCGUCUGCUCAACAAUGGAGCCGGCGGCCGUGUCAAUUACCGCAACGCUGUCUUCACUGAUGACAGGAAGCGAGUGCCUCGGCAGUUUGUCUAUGAGCCUGCUCACUGCAGGAUGUUCUUAACCAAGGACGCCCUGCUUGACGUCAAGCGCUGGUGGGGAGCUGUUGCAAACUCCUGGUGGGGUGACAAGGGUCGAUGUAUCGAGGGAUCUACCUAG
Messenger RNA from Trichophyton benhamiae CBS 112371, 2097 nucleotides. RefSeq lists its product as uncharacterized. The coding region runs from base 1 to 2097 and encodes 698 amino acids. The record is from RefSeq and is a predicted model, not a curated record. Gene Ontology annotation, molecular function: serine-type peptidase activity. Gene Ontology annotation, biological process: proteolysis. The transcript is spliced from 4 exons. Lineage: Eukaryota; Fungi; Ascomycota; Eurotiomycetes; Onygenales; Arthrodermataceae.